Molecule: messenger RNA, 2280 nt
Organism: Dictyostelium discoideum AX4
Lineage: Eukaryota; Evosea; Eumycetozoa; Dictyosteliales; Dictyosteliaceae
Gene: tipA
Product: protein phosphatase 2C-related protein
Exons: 2
Coding region: 1-2280 (759 amino acids)
Source: RefSeq, a predicted model, not a curated record
AUGGAUUCACUGUUAAAAGAAGACGAGGCAAGAAUAAUUGAAAAUAAAAUUAGAGAUUUAAAUUUAGGUAUAUUAUCAACUAAACCAAAAGGUAUUGAAUAUUUACAAAGUGAUGAAAUUAUAGAUUGGAUAUCACGUAUAUUAAAUAUUAGUAGAGCCAAAGCAAUAGAAUAUGGCCAAUUAAUGUGGGAUAGAGGUGUAUUGGAGAUCAUUGGUUUACCAUUUGGAGAUAAUUCACAAUUGUUUUUCAUUAAACCAACUACAGCACAAACCGCAGCAGCAUUAGCAGCAUCCAAUGACGAACAAUCAUGGAAUCGAUUGAAAUCCGAAGCAUCCAAUAAGGAUAUGUCACAAGCAAAUCCAAUUUAUAAAUUACAUAAAUCAAUUGAAAAAGCAACCAAAGUAUAUCAAAGUUUAUUACGUGAAAAGAAACAAUCAACACCACCAAACACUCAUUUGGGUUUAAAGUUAUUAGAUGUUUGUUUGAAUCUAAUUAUGUCAAAUUCAAAACCAAAUCCACAAUACUAUCAAGUUUUAAAUAUGUUACAAGAUUUUCAGUCAUUACCAUGUGAUGAAUCUGAUAAUGCCUACUUAAAUCCUAUAGCAAGCAGUGAUAUAGAUCUUAGUGGUGGUGGAGGUGGCGGUGGUGGAGGUGGUGGCGGUGGUUUAAGUACAGCAAAAUUACAGCAAGAACAAAAUGAAAUUGAUGAAUUAAUUUUACAAUCCGAAAAAUUAGAAAAAUCAUUAAAUGAACAAAUAGCAUUAGUACAUAAUCAAACUUUACAAUUAAAAAAAAUGAUUGAAAAGAAACAACAUCAAUUAAAUUCUGUUAAAAGUGGUAAUACAAAUUCAAGUAAUAAUAAUAAUUCAAAUAAUAAUAAUAAUAAUAAUAUUUCAAAUGUAAUAAGUUAUGAAAAACCAACAACAAUUUAUCCAAAUGGAUUUGAAGAUCAUAAUUCAAUUUCAUUGGAUCGUGUAAAAAGUCAAUCAAAUAUGGGAUCAUUACGUGGUAUUGAUUUAGCACCAGUUGUAAUUGGUAGUGUACAAAAUCAAUUCCCUAAAUUUUUAAUAGUGGAUCCAAAGAAUGAUACUUUCACCAGUACAAUCAAUGGUCCAUCAGCCGAUGCAUUAGAGUCAACAUUUCAUAGUUGUUUUAAUAAUAAUUUCUAUGCUCGUACAAUUUCAACCUAUCCUCACUUACCAAAUCAUCCAAAACGUGAGGGUGACCCAAUUUGCGAUCAUUUCUGUGUACAAAUUCAAGCAAGUCGUAUCAUUGCAGCCGUUGCUGAUGGUUGUAAUUGGGGUUCCCGUCCAGCCGAAGCUGCAACCAGAGCAUCCAUUAGUUUUGUUGAUUUCAUGAGCAAAGCAUUGUCUUCAGAGAUUCAAACCGUUCAAGACGCUGGUAAUCACAUUUUAUCGGCCUUCAAUUAUGCACAUAAUCGUAUUGUCGAAGGUAAAUCCGAUAUUUGGGAAGCUGGUACCACAACAUUAUUGGGUGGUGUAUUGGUUGAACUUCAACAAAGCGAAGCAUCAAAACCAGAACCAUCAUCACAAUUGGGUCGUUCAGGUGUAAAUAAACCAGUUAUAGGAGCAAACUUUGCCAAUCUCACCGGUAGUGGUAUCGUUUCCAAUGGCCUAUCGGCUUCAGUAAACAAUGCUGGUUCCAUUGUAAAGGAUAUCAAUGCUCCACCAUCGAAAUGGGGUUUCAUUUGUGCUUCAGUUGGUGAUUGUAAAGCUUUCCACUAUUCUGCCAGCUCAAAGAAAUUCACAGAUAUCACAAAGAACAAUCGUGGUAAUGUUGAUGAUCCAAAAGAUCCAGGUGGUCGUCUUGGUCCAUACGUUGCCAAUGGCCAACCUGAUCUCAGAAAUCUUUGUCUCCACUUUUUACCUUGUAAUGAAAAUGAUAUCAUCGUAUUGAUCUCUGAUGGUGUCCAUGAUAAUUUAGAUCCUCAAACCGUUGGUUGGACACCAAGAGAUCUUCAAUUGAACUAUGAAAAUUGGUCCGAUAUGGAACCUGAUAAGGCUUUGGAAGCUAAAACCAAAUAUACUCAAGAAUUCCUCAAGAAAAAACUUAGAACUCAUGAUCAAGAACAAGAUCCUAUCACCGCCAAAUUUAUCACUGAAAAAUUGGUUGAACAUUGUGUUGAAACCACUAAAUCUUCAAGAGAAUUCAUGGUUAAUUUCCCUAAUAAACCUUUACCUGAUAAUCUCAAAGAAUAUAAAGGUAAAAUGGAUCAUGUAACAUGUGUAGCUUUUAAAGUUGGAAAACAUGCUCUUUAA